Messenger RNA from Pelagomonas calceolata, 1047 nucleotides. Lineage: Eukaryota; Pelagophyceae; Pelagomonadales; Pelagomonadaceae. The record is from the annotation of a GenBank genome assembly.
ACAGACGAUACGGAACGUUAUUCGUUCGGCCGCGCGAAAUUGUGUAACUAGAAUGUAAAAUGAUACGGUGAUUGAAGGCGGGGGACGCAUGGACCUUCGUCCGUGUCCACCUCGGUGAAACUGGCCGCGAACGCUAGUGUCUUAGGCCGCUAGAAAGACGGAGUUAUAGAAGCUCAGAUUUCUGGCCGCGGUGGGCUCAUAGUAGCUCAAACCGGCGCUCCCAUGCCUUCUCAGGUAGCCUACAUACACUGGCGACGACGCCCAGGCUUUGUCCUGCUCGCCGCCGUCACGCAUGGCCUGAAAGUGCUACCUAGCCGGAUCCCGACAACAAACGCGCCGCCCACGCGCGCGCUGGCGCCAAAGCUGCGACCACUGCGCCUCCUCCAAUCCGCGCGCCUCACAAGGCAGCGCUACGACGCGCUCCAGAUCGAGGGCACGAACCGGCGGCCGCCGACGGAGUACGAGCUGAACCGAGGCAAAGCCAUCGACGCGCUCAACGCCGACGCGACGCGCUUCGCCGACGCCGAGCUCGACUGGAGCAUCUACAGCGAGCAGAUCCAGCUUGCGGACCCCACGGGCGUCCGAGCUCGAGGAUUGGCGAACUACAAGCGCUUCUUCCAGCUCGUGCGCUUGUUUCGCUCGUUGAUGGUCGACGACGUCAGCGUGCGCCACCGACUCCGCGUCGACGACGCGAACGGGCGCAUCGUGAUCUGCUGGUACUCGACGUGGAGAACUUCCAUGGCCAAAAAGCCGAUUCAGAUCGACGCCGUGUCCUACUACUCCCUGGACGACCGGGGCUUCGUCGAGGCCCACGAGGUCGACCGCGUCGAGAUAAACGGCAAGCGGCGGUCGCCCGAGACGGCAUGGGAGCGGCUCCAGGAGCUCGUCGCCGGCGGGCCGGGCCAGAUGUACCCCGCCUAGGCCGAGCCCUAAAAAGAACCUGUUUGCACUACUCGUCGCGUCGAUGGCGUGCACGUGAGUUCCCCCCCCAGGGGCGCCGCCCACUAGUCCUAGCACCGAACAGAAGUACAAACAAAGAACGGGGCC